This is a messenger RNA of Symbiodinium natans, 738 nucleotides long. The record is from the annotation of a GenBank genome assembly. Lineage: Eukaryota; Dinophyceae; Suessiales; Symbiodiniaceae.
AUGGAGCCUCUGCGAAUGGCCAUUGAGCGAGGGCGGGAGGCGGGUCUCGAACGCUCGGAGAUCGACAAUGCCGCGCGGAUCCUCAACGAUUUAGAGUUGCGCACCCAAGCGGUUGCCUUCACCGACGUCCCACGGUCUGACAUUCUCAAGCUACAGGCCUGCGUCUCGAGGGACGAGAUCGUGGAGUGCUUGUACACCUUGAUGAAACUCAAGGCCAAGGAUGGCUUUCGGGCGGAAGUGCUGGCCGAGUACCAUUUCCAGAACUUUAUGUUCUGCCAGAAGCAGGGCUAUGGGCCUGAGAAGGCGUCGGCUCUUCUCUCGAUGAUGCGCAUCCUCCAUGCGCAGACAGUCAUCGAUAAAACGGCCGACCUUGACGAGGCAAAGUCCUUGCUGGAAGACCUCCUGGCGAGGCAUAGCCGUCAGCUGCCGCCGUUUAGCGUCGGCAUCUUCUCAGCAGCAGAGGUGGCUUUGAUUCGGGCCUACGCAACAAGGACCUUCCUGCGGCACUUCAAGAUGUUUCAGUUCAUGUACCAGCAGACCAAGGAUGUGGUUGUCUGCGAGGUGCCAAGCAGAGCCACCUCCCAGAUUCCGCGCCUUGCGCCUCUCCACACCAACUUCGAGCUGAAUCCGCUUGAGGUGCCGCAGCUGCAAGAGUUCCUGCGCUCGGAGGCCCUCGAGGAGGCGGCCGACCAGGAGGCUGAGGAUGUGAGGUUGGAUUCAUGUGCCAAGAGCCCGUAA